AUGGAUCUGGAAGAUUAUGAUGCCGACCCAUUUUCUAGUAAGGGCCUGUGGAGGUUGUCUAAGUUUACGCUCCAGUCCCUGCAACCGUUAGAACCAUUACCUUGGAAUGAAGAGUUACCUGAUCUGACAGGGGGGAUUUUCAAAAUUCCUCUUGAUUUGUUUAAUGAAGAUAAUUCCAAAGUGCACCAGUUGAACUUCGAAACCGAUGUAUUCGACCGGGACUUGAUACCCGAAACAUCAACCUACGCGUCAAGCGAAACCCAAGCCGAAUUAACUAUUAUUCACCCGGAAACAGAAGAUGUAGUAGAGGAUAUUUGGAUGCUGGAUAGCUUAGACGACGAACCAGGCAACAAAGGAUUGUUAAAGACGUGGGAAACCUACCAAAACCGAUCGUACCGUGAGCCUGCCUCAGCGUACUUUAGUGAAUCGGGGGCUAGAGGAUUUGAUGCAACGUUGGCGCAUCAGGAUUUGGUGAAUAGGCCCGGGAACCCGAGCCGUGUGGCUCGAAAUGAUAUCUUUUUCCAGUCCCUGUUUCGGCUUGGUCUCGGUUGGAGCUCUAUGUUUUUCCGAUACAAUAGGGAACACCAGAUGUUCGAGCGGGUAUUCGAUGAUGUUCGCCUUUCCGGUGUUAGUGUUGCUGCACUCAAAGGUUUGACUGAUGAGAUGAUCCGGUGUGGUACGAAUAUGCAGCGGGUGCGAAACUUCGUUGGCAAAGCCCCUUCUAAGUCCACUAAACUCUCCGCCAUUUCGACUCUUUCAAGCGCUAUGGCUGUCAUCAUUUAUACUCUUGAGAAACAGCUUCUUAAAUAUUCUAAGAACAUAGCGUCCCUUAUUCAGAUCAGUGCCUUGUUUCAGCGAUGUGGUGAAUUGGUUGGUUCCUUGGCAGACCUGGUUGAAGCUAUUAAAGGUGUUGUGUCGGAAGCUCAGAUAUUCUCUAUCGUUUUUGAAAAGGCAGCUCAUUUUUCUCAAACCUUCGGCCAGAUGGAGGAUCUCUUCCGCGAAAUUGUUAUCCGGACAGUGAUCCCAUUUCUUGAGCACGUGGAGGCUUGGAUUGGUCUCCGUUCAGAAGCCGAGAUAUUGAGGGAGCCGGCGACAAGUGGCAGAAGCUUCAUGGCCCUAGAAUUCUCUGAGGAGAACUCGAAGACCACAUCAUCACAAACAACGAGAUUUGACUAUAGAUAUAACUCUGCCGAGAUGCCAUCAUUUAUUCCCCAAGACCAGGCACAAUUGAUCUUCGAAAGCGGACGCAGCCUGCGCCUUCUUAAAAGAUUCCACCCUCAGCAUCCAAUUGCAAGCAACAAAAUUUGCAACGGAAGUAUCCCGAGGCUUAGCUGUGCAAGCACAUGGGCAGAUAUUGAAAGAAUCCAGCAAAAAGCCCAGAAGUACGAAAAUCAACUCCGUUCUGAGAUCCUCAAGUAUAAUCGCGGCGAUGCCUCUGCGAAGGAAAACAUCAAACUUGGUUCUCAGGCGCCUGCCCAAGCUGGGGCUAGUGACACGCUUAAAGAUACCUUCGACCUGUUUGACAUUGACGACGCGAAAUAUAUGACGGGGUUACUGGCAAACCAAACUUCUAUGGAAAAGGAUGAACUCUCCCGACUGCUCGACUCAAGAAAUGAUACAUAUCAUGAAAUGCCUGAGGAUAGUAGGCAUAAUUUCGGCCCAGAAUUGGCUUCUGCUCUCUACCUGUCUCUUGCACCACUCCUUUCUUCUCAGGCAUUGUUAAUCGAUUUCUCUUGUCUUCAUCUUCUGUUUAAAGAGCACAAGGUUCGGUACCACUUAAGCCUGCAGUGGCGGUUUCAGCUUCUUGGGGAUGGUUUCUUCACCUCGCGUCUGUCACACGCGCUUUUUGAUCCGGAAAUGCAAAGUGGCGAGCGAAAACCUGGUGUUGUCCGUAGCAGUGUCCACACCGGCUUGCGUUUAGGAAGCCGCGACACAUGGCCACCGGCAAGCUCGGAACUGCGAUUGGUGCUCAUUGGUCUUCUUAGUGAGUGUCAUGGAUUUGAUGACCACUCAGAGAACUUGACAGGCGACGAGUCGCGCAAAGAGAGGGAGCUUCCCGGCGGUCUGAGUUUUUCUAUCCGAGAGUUGACUGACGAUGAGAUCACUAAGUGCAAGGAUCCUAAUGCUAUCGAGGCUUUGGACUUUCUUCGCCUCCAAUAUAAGCCUUCAAAUGUCCUGGAAGCCAUAAUUACUCCACGGUCGCUUAACAAGUAUGACCGCCUCUUCAAGCAUCUGCUUCGACUCCUCCGAAUGGUUUCGGUCGUCAAAGGCCUCAUCCGUGAUUCUACAGGGAGGGACUCCCUCUCCGGGGAUCCUCGGAAUGUGUACCAGAAAUUUCGUAUUGACUGCCAGCACUUUGUCCUCGCACUGAGUGACUACUGCUUUCACGUGGGUGUUGGGUCAACUUGGCAGCGGUUUCAAGAUAGCCUAUCUAAGAUUGAAUAUUGCCUCGACCGCGGCGACAUUGAUGGUACGAUAGAAGCGGCUCAUUCUGUCCCUAGACUUAGAGAUUAUCAUGAGGACAUUCUAGACCAAAUCCUUUUUGCGCUAUUCCUCAGCAAACGACAUGCGGACGCAGCAAAGUUAGUAGAAAGCAUUUUUGAUACGAUAUUGACAUUUGCUCCGCUGUCGAGGAUGGAUGGAACGAGCGGCGUACGCUACGAAAGCGAGGCCAUCGCCUAUCAGCUGUAUGCUAAUUUCCGGAAGCAAACGUCCCUUUUUGUUGGGUAUCUACGCAGUUUAGAUGGCGUGAAGGCGGCUUCGAAGUCUUUCGGUAGGUCCGGCUCGACUUUCGCAUCCAGAGAAGCACCUACAAGUAUCUUUGAACACCUUCUGGCACGCUUGGAUAUGAAGAAGUAUUACUGA
Messenger RNA from Aspergillus alliaceus, 2865 nucleotides. RefSeq names its product tubulin gamma complex associated family protein. Lineage: Eukaryota; Fungi; Ascomycota; Eurotiomycetes; Eurotiales; Aspergillaceae. The coding region runs from base 1 to 2865 and encodes 954 amino acids. Gene Ontology annotation, cellular component: equatorial microtubule organizing center; gamma-tubulin complex; centrosome. Gene Ontology annotation, molecular function: gamma-tubulin binding; microtubule minus-end binding. The transcript is spliced from 2 exons. Gene Ontology annotation, biological process: mitotic cell cycle; spindle assembly; microtubule nucleation. The record is from RefSeq and is a predicted model, not a curated record.